AAAAAAAAACUACACCGCUCAGACAGCAAUUACGGAUUCUUGGCCAGCCGUCCAACAGACUCGUAGGAAUGAAAUAAAUAGCUGAAAUGUUUUCCAAACGAUGCUGAUCGUGAAAGUAUAUCACCACAGCCGUGCGCACUGCGGAUCGAACCGUUUAAUCGCCACAUAGGUACUGAUUUUUCCCAUAGACUUCUGUUGAAGGUACCAUACGCAAUCGCCCUUGCGCUGUUGGAUCGCGGUGAUAUCGACCAAUUCAUUCCCGCCCUAUUGUCUACGUCAGUACCUUAAAAGUUUUCCCUAACGUGCUUAUCAGUUGUGUGGUUCGUAAAAAAAAGAAGCUUACUACAAUGCUACCAUUAACGCAUAAAGAUUCACGUGGAUGCGGCUACCGGAUACGGGAAAAGUUCAACAGUUGGAGCCGGCUCAUUCUGUCGGAUCGCAAUUCGCGUAACUUGUUUCUAUUUCUUCUGCUUAAUUUAAGCUUUGCUUUCGUCGAACUAAUGUAUGGAAUAUGGACGAACAGUUUAGGUUUGAUCUCCGAUUCGUUCCACAUGUUCUUCGACUGUACCGGGCUGUUGGCCGGUUUGGCUGCGUCCGUUAUUACCAAAUGGCGUGCAAACGAAAAGUAUUCCUACGGGUACGUUCGUGCUGAAGUGCUCGCCGGGUUUGUCAACAGUCUCUUUUUGCUGUUCAUCGCCUUCUUCAUCAUGUCCGAGGCAGUAGAACGUGCUAUAGAGCCACCGGAAGUGAAACACGAACGAUUGUUUGUCGUAUCGGUGCUCGGACUGUUGGUAAACUUGGUCGGUAUCUAUGCAUUCCAGCACGGUGGAGCACACGGACAUUCGCAUGGCGGCGGUGGUGGCCACGGGCAUUCGCACGGCGGCGGAGGUGGUGGAAGUCAUGGACAUUCCCAUGGUGGUGGUAUGAAUCAUCACAGUCACGAUACUCACAGCCUGCUGUCCAACCACAACGAUCACCAUGGGCAUUCGCACGGUGGCAGUGACCACCAUCACAGCCAUGGAGGGGGAGAGAUCGUGUCCACCAACUCGCAGAUCAUGCGCGGCGUCUUCCUGCACAUUCUAGCCGAUACGCUCGGUUCGGUUGGCGUUAUUAUAUCGGCUGUGCUGAUGCAGGUGUUUGGAUGGAUGAGAGCCGAUCCCAUCUGCAGCAUGUUCAUUGCGCUCACGAUCGGUCUUAGUACGCUUUCGCUGAUCAAAGAAUCGGUCAUGGUGCUGAUGCAGCGCCAGCCGGUGGCGCUUGAUCGAUUACUGCCGUCCUGCUAUCAGAAGGUGACCGGGCUGGCAGGCGUGUACAGCGUACAGGAGCCACAUUUUUGGACCCUCUGCACCGACGUGUACGUCGGUGUCAUCAAGUUGGAGGUAUCGAAAAACGUUGAUCCCAAGUACGUGGUACAGCAUACGCGCAUGAUCUUCGAAGCGAUCGGCGUGCGGCAGAUAAACAUACAGCUGGACUACACUGCAAUGUGAUAAUCCCGCGGUGUAGAACGCGUAUCGGACUGAAUGCUGCAAGAUGCGUGACGCUGCAAAUCUCCGGUUGUCUGUAAUGUUCGGUUCCAGCCUGUAUUCCUGUCCGGACACCACCGCAUUCGCUGUGCUGUUUUGGUACUGUUUUCUUCCUCUACGCCACUACCCUGUUGGCUGGAGUUUCCAUGUUUUUCGUUUAGAUUUUAUUUCAUAGGGCCGCCACCUAGUGGGAGAAGUAUUGCAAACAAACAUUUCAGACGUUCGUACGAGGUAGAAUAUAACUUAAGUCUUGUUUUACAAAACAA
Anopheles merus is the source of this 1789-nucleotide messenger RNA. It is a transcript of the gene ZnT86D, whose product is annotated as zinc transporter 7. The record is from RefSeq and is a predicted model, not a curated record. Gene Ontology annotation, biological process: transmembrane transport; zinc ion transport; intracellular zinc ion homeostasis. The coding region runs from base 348 to 1487 and encodes 379 amino acids. The transcript has 3 exons. Gene Ontology annotation, cellular component: membrane; Golgi apparatus. Gene Ontology annotation, molecular function: zinc ion transmembrane transporter activity. Lineage: Eukaryota; Metazoa; Arthropoda; Insecta; Diptera; Culicidae.